Molecule: messenger RNA, 2977 nt
Organism: Mucor mucedo
Lineage: Eukaryota; Fungi; Mucoromycota; Mucoromycetes; Mucorales; Mucoraceae
Product: P-loop containing nucleoside triphosphate hydrolase protein
Exons: 5
Coding region: 119-2857 (912 amino acids)
Biological process (GO): DNA replication; double-strand break repair via homologous recombination
Cellular component (GO): nucleus; cytoplasm; chromosome
Molecular function (GO): four-way junction helicase activity; ATP binding; nucleic acid binding
Source: RefSeq, a predicted model, not a curated record
AAGUAGUACCUCCACUUAUAAUGCUUCAAGUAGCUCCGUAAACCGUUUUUCAGACACCUAUACCAACACAUCCUACUCCACAAACAACACAACAGCAUUUUCAUCAAACAAGACCUACAUGAACGACAGCACAAAUGACAACAGAGAUAGUUCGAAAAGGCAGUCUGAGGUUCUUGACACCAUCGAUUUGACAGACAGUCAGCCUAAGCGAUUCAAAUCUUCUACGUUAGACGAAGAAGCUUUCUUUGAAGAUAUUGAACCUAUCGCAUUGGAUAAUUUCAUGGACGAGUUUGGAAACGAUGAUGAUUUCGGUCCUGAUGACUUUGUAUCUCAUCCUGCACCACCACAAACCUCUGCUUUCACUGUUGAUAAUGAUUUCGUGAUGGAAAUGGAGCCUACCAGUAGCUUGUCAAAGCAGGAAAUCAACAAACAAUUGUCGCAGCUGAAAGAGGAUUUAAAUGUCUGCAAUAACGAUAUUGUCGAAAAUAUGGUAAACAAGGCUGGAAAUCUACGAAAGACUCUGGUAGCCAAAAGAGAACGUCUCACAAAGGAAAAAUCACGUCUUGAAAAGAUGCUUGCUGAUAUGGAUUCUCCUGCUACUAUCCUCGUCUUGGAUGAGGAUGAGAAUGAUAGUGAAAAGGUCGAAGUCUCUCCAUUUUUCUCUAGACCAUCUGCUCCAGCAGCAUCAGCACCAGCACCACCAGCACCAGCACCAGCACCACCAGCACUACCACCACAGUCGAAAUCAUCUAUUGUUAGUGCUACUUUACCGUCCCAAUCUACACAACCUACUUAUGGUUGGAGUAGAGAUGUACGAAAGGCAUUAAUUCAAGUAUUCAACUUACGUGAAUUCAGAACCAACCAAUUGGAGGCUAUCAAUACCACCAUAAAGGGCGAGGAUGUAUUUGUUUUGAUGCCUACGGGAGGAGGUAAAAGUCUUUGUUAUCAAUUACCUGCCAUCAUUCCAAAUUCCCCUCGACCUGGUAUUACAUUUGUCGUUUCCCCGCUUUUAUCCUUAAUGCAAGAUCAAGUAGAGCAACUUGUAACGAAAAGAGGUGUUCGUGCCAGGAUGCUAAACAGUACGAUGGAUGUCAGAUCGAGAAAGGAGGUAUUUGACGAUAUCAAUGCUCAAAAUCCUGAAACUCGCAUCUUGUACAUUACACCCGAAUUACUGGAUAAAUCGAAUCAGUUGAGGUCUGCCUUGACAAGUCUCAACGGAAGACAUAAAUUGGCUCGCUUUGUGAUUGAUGAAGCACAUUGUGUGUCGCAAUGGGGCCAUGACUUUAGACCAAGCUAUAAAUUAUUAGGCACGCUCAGAGAUGAUUACCCUGAUGUACCCAUCAUGGCUUUAACAGCCACCGCCAAUGAACCUGUCCAAAAAGAUGUUUUGCAUAAUUUACGUAUGCAUAAUUGUAAAGUGCUCAAGCAAAGUUUUAACAGACCAAAUUUAUUGUACGAAAUUGUUCCCAAAGGAGGUAAAAAAGCUCUGGAGGAUAUUAGUAUCUUUAUCAAACAACGUCGCAAUCAAUCGGGUAUCAUCUAUUGUUGUACAAAGAAGGAUUGUGAAAAAGUAGCGGAAGAAUUACGAAAUAAUCAUCAAGUCUCUAUCCAACAUUAUCAUGCUGCUUUAGAACCUGCCGAAAGAAGUCUCGUUCAACGUAAUUGGCAAUCCGGUGCAGUUCAAGUCAUUGCUGCUACCAUUGCUUUUGGUAUGGGUAUCGAUAAGUCAGAUGUACGGUUCGUACUCCAUUACUCUGUUCCUUCUUCCCUUGAGGGCUUCUAUCAAGAAACAGGUCGCGCUGGUCGUGAUGGCAAUCCCUCUAUCUGUAGACUCUAUUAUUCUUUUGGCGAUACCCGAACACAUAACUUUCUCAUCGAUAAAGGCGAUGGCAAUUUUGAGCAAAAACAACGUCAACGUGCCAAUUUAACCAUCAUGACAAAAUUCUGUGAUAACGAAGUAGAUUGUCGUCGUAAACAAAUCAUGGGUUACUUUGGGGAAUCGUUUACAGCGGCUGCAUGUAAGAAGAUGUGCGAUAAUUGUAUUCGAAAUGCAGAUUCUCCUUGUACGUUUAAAGACAUGUCGGAUGAUGCCAUUCGUAUUAUUCAAAUGGUGGAAGCCUUGGGCGGAGAGGCCAUCACAUUGGCUCAGUUGGUAGACAUCUAUCGUGGCAUGAAGAAUAAAAGAAUUAUGGAACACGGUCAUGAUCAUUUACCCGGCUAUGGUAGAGGCAAGGAUUUAAGCAAGCAGGACAUCGAUCGUCUACUACGAGCUCUUGUAAAUGAGGGCGCCCUAAAAGAAAAAUAUACCAUGUCUCGUGCUGGAUAUCCUACAUCCGAAGUUCAAAUUGCUUCCAAGGCUCCGUCUGUUAUAAACGGAUCUAAAAAAAUUACGAUCAGUUUCCGGGCAAACGGAUCACGAAAUACAUCUAUACCACAUCACAUGAAUACAGGGUUUGUUACAGCCACCAGCAUGAUGUCUAGUGGCAAUAGUAGUAGCGGUAGUAGCAGUGGUAGUAGCAUUAAUGGCAAUGCAAGAAGUUUUACCAACGCCAUUAAUAAUUUUUCACAGCCUAGGCCUGCUGCACCGCCUACUGGCAGAGUGCUGCCUAACAUAUCGUUAGGGGCUACUCGACCUAUCGCACAAAAAUCAAGCAAGCAAAUGGAAAUGUACCGACAAUGCUAUAAAGAAUUAGAAGCGGAAAGAAUGGCACUAAUGCAUAAAUACAAUAUUCGCGCUUCAGCCCAAAUUGCUACGAAUGCUUCGUUUCAAACCAUUGUAAGUAUUUUUACUUGUAAAAAAAAAAGUUAUAUCGGCUAUCACAAGGAGAGAACUGAACAUGGUAACAAACUGGCCUGAAGAAACUUUUGAUACCUUUGGAAGCCGAUUUUUAGAAAUUUCAAAGAAAUAUCAUGCUUUAAAAAAUCCUUAGCCCUAAUCCGCCCACCCCCUCCUUCCACACAUGUAGAUUUUUCCAAG